Molecule: messenger RNA, 1536 nt
Organism: Populus euphratica (Euphrates poplar)
Lineage: Eukaryota; Viridiplantae; Streptophyta; Magnoliopsida; Malpighiales; Salicaceae
Product: probable purine permease 4
Exons: 1
Coding region: 83-1327 (414 amino acids)
Cellular component (GO): membrane
Molecular function (GO): purine nucleoside transmembrane transporter activity
Source: RefSeq, a predicted model, not a curated record
UAUAAGAAGCCAGGAAUCAAAAGUCAUCCACCUCAUUAUCAAGAGACUACCAAUUUCCUUAGUUUCAACUCCUCUUAAUUUAAUGGAUGUCUUGGUACACGCAUCACCUCCAAAUUCUCCCAAAUCCCAUCUCUACUCUCCAAGUGCUCUCAAAACCAAAAACAAUAUCGAAACAAUUCAGGAACAACAAAAGCCAGACCAAGAUUCCUCAUCAUCACAAUCUCCAGGGAUCACCAUGAGCAAUGAUUCAAAUAUUAGUGUGCAAGAAGACCAAAAGGCCAGGACAAACAAGAGAUAUAUCUUUCUUUUGGUGAUCAACUACUCGUUCCUGUUUGUGGGCUCGCUCUCUUCUAGUUUACUAUCGAAGUUUUAUUUCAACCAUCAAGGUUCUAGCAGAUGGGUCUCUACAUGGGUUCAAUCCGCGGGUUUCCCUCUCCUUCUCUUCCCCAUCUACCUCCCUUUUUAUGUCUUCAAAUGCACUGAUAGACGUCCAUUUAGUCUCUUCACUCCAAAACUGUUAAUCUUAUCAAUCUUCAUAGGUCUCAUGUUAGGCUUGAACAACCUUCUCUUUUCUUGGGGUAAUUCUUAUCUCCCAGUAUCAACCUCAUCUCUCCUUUUGUCUUCACAGCUAGUGUUCAAUCUCAUCCUCUCAGUGAUCAUAGUAAAACAAAAGAUCACUUUUCAAAAUUUCAACUGUGUAAUCCUCUUGACCCUAAGUUCAGUUCUGUUGGCUUUAGGUUCAAGCCAUGACAAGUCCCAAGGUCUAACCCGUGCAAAAUAUUUCCUUGGCUUCUUAUCAACAAUAGGAGCGGGCUUGUUAUUUGCCUUAUAUUUACCAGUCAUGGAGAAGAUAUACAGAAGGAUCUACUGUUAUGAGAUGGUGGUGGAAAUGCAGCUGGUGAUGGAGAUUGCAGCCACAGCUCUGGCGACCAUGGGGAUGGCAUCAGCCGGAGGUUUUUCAGAGAUGAAACGGGAAAGCCAGGUCAAGUUUGAUAAAGGAGAAAGGGUUUAUUGGAUUACAGUGUUUGCUAACGUGGUUACUUGGCAGUUAUGCUUCAUGGGCACAGCAGGAAUGGUUUUCUUAACAUCAUCACUAACAGGAGGGAUUUGCAUGACUGCCCUCUUGGCCAUGAACGUGUUAGGAGGGGUGGUGGUCUACGGAGAUGAGUUUGGUGGUGUCAAGGUAGUGUCCACUGUUCUUUGUGGGUGGGGUUUUUGUUCUUAUGUCCAUGGUCUAUAUCUUAAGGUGAAAGAAGAAAAGGAGAUGGAGAAUAAAAAUCAUGGGAUGGAGAUGGCUCAUCAUGCUGUAGCACCCAACAAUGUUUAAUGGGUUAUUAACAUCAUGGCUUUUCAUGUAAAGGCGAUCGAGGAGAGAAUUAAGCAGUUCCACUCCUAUCCUUUGUGUUAGUACUGAUGUAAUAAUAAUCUGAGAUGAGAAGAUGUUGGAGGCAAGAUGACGACUUAGAUUCCGUUUCAUUUUCCCUUUUGUAUUAUCAGCCUCGUUACACUAAUUAUCAUCUUCAUCCUAAUUGUUAA